UUCACAAAAACUCGUGUAACUAAACCCUGUCAAUGCAAGCUCAAACAUUUGCGCAACAGUCUCAUAAACCCUAAAUUAGAACUUGCAACCCCAGUUUUCAAGUAGCUGAGUUCAAUCAUCCAACUCGUUCAUAUUCGCCUACAGUUAACAAAUUCAACAAAAAAUAAUCAAGAAAUUUCUUGGCUUAAAAUUCCCCCAAAUAUGUCAUGCUAUAACAAUGGAGCUCAUUGAAGUUCAACAACCAAUCAAUUAUCAGCGAUGUUAUUUUUUCUUCGCAAUUUCUUUGGCGUUGUUAGUCGCAGAAACUCCCAUUACAAUCGCAUAGGUGCGUCCAUUGUUGCCCCUUUUCCUCAUAAUAACAUGCCUUUAUCCCUCCUCCCCUCGACCCACUUCGUCAUUUUCCCUAUGCAGUGCAAUUUGAUGAUCUGGGUCACCGGGUUUUUGUUUAUAUUCAGACACCCCUUUAGCAGUAAAGUAAAUUCUGAUUGUUUUAACGAACUUUUUGAUAGAGAUUCUAUGAAAAAAAUAGUUCUUGAAGAGAAGUGGAAUGAUGUUAGGAUUGAAAGUUUGUUUAAUUCUGCAUUAGCUCCGGUUUUAGUUUCAAGGGUUUUAGUUUUAUUGAAGGAAGAACCUAGGAUAGUGCUGAAAUUUUUUCGGUGGGCAAAAAUGCGCUUUGGUUUUAGGCAUUCUACCGAAUCUUACUGUAUAGUGAUUCACAUCUUGUUCUAUAGUAGAAUGUACCAUGAUGCUCACCUUUUGUUUAAAGAAAUGAUUAUGUCGUCCUUCAUGUGGCCUGGUUUAGAUUUAUUUGAUGCUUUGUGGUUGACGAGGAAGGUUUGUGUUACGGGUUACGGAGUAUUUGAUGCGUUUUUUAGUGUGUUGAUUGAAUUGGGAAUGCUUGUUGAGGCAAGCCAGUGUUUUGAGAGGAUGAAGAAAUAUAGGGUCCUUCCAAAGGUGCGUUCGUGUAAUAGCCUUCUAAGAAGGCUUUGUGAGUCGGGGAGAGGUGACAUGUCAAGAAAGGUUUUCAGCGAUAUGCUUGGGGUUGGAAUGUCCCCAUCAGUGUUUACCUAUAACAUAAUGAUAUGUGAUAAAUGCAAGGAAAAAGAUAUGGUUGGAGCUAUGGCAUUGUUUAACCAGAUUAAGGAUAGUGGCCUAAUACCAGAUAUUGUUACAUAUAAUACACUGAUUGAUGGGCAUGGAAAGCUUGGCCUUUUAAAUGAAACGAUAAAUAUUUAUGCGGAGAUGAGGAAAGUAGGCUGUAGUCCUGAUAUAAUAACAUAUAAUACUCUGAUUAAUUGUUUCUGUAAAUAUGAAAAGUUGGCUCAAGCUUUUGAAUUUCUUCGUCAGAUGAGAAGUGCUCGUUUGAAGCCUAAUGUUGUAACAUAUAGCACAUUAAUUGAUUCUUUUUGUAAAGAAGGAAUGAUGAGAGAAGCUAUGAAAUUUUUUGUCGACAUGAGACGUCUUGGUCUCUCUCCAAAUGAAUAUACAUAUACUUCUUUGAUUGAUGCAAAUUGUAAAAGUGGAAACCUUGGUGAAGCUUCGAAGAUGGUGAAAGAGAUGUUGGAGGUGGGGCUUGACCUAAAUGUUGUCACUUGUACAGCUCUAAUGGAUGGCCUUUGUGAGAAAGGGAGGAUAGAAGAAGCAGAGGUGUUAUUUGAUACUAUGCAGAAAGCUUGCAUUAUCCCAAACCAGAAAACCUACACUACUUUCAUUCACGGUUGCAUCAAAGCAGGUAAGAUGGAAAGAGCACAAAAGAUCUUAGAAGCAAUAAAAAAGAUAGAGAUAAAGACAGACGAGACUCUUUAUGGCACCCUUAUCUGGGGACUUUGCAACGAAGGAAAAGUUGAAGAAGCUAGAGAUUUAGUGACUGAAAUGAAGCGAAUUGGUCUUGUGGUAAACUGUAUUCUGCUCACAACUCUGAUAGAUGCUUAUUUAAAAGCAGGGAAUGCCAUAGAAGCUCUGAAAAUCUUCCGGGAAAUGCAAGAGUUUGAUAUCAAGCCUACUCUUAUUACAUUCAUUGUGUUGAUUGACGGUCUCUGCAAAUUGGGACUGAUCCAGGAUGCAGUUGAGCAUUUUUCCGGAAUGGGAGCUAUGGGUUUCCCUCCUCAUAUAUCUAUCUAUACGUCUCUGAUUGAUGCUCUUUGUAAAAGUAAUUGCAUGGAAAUGGCAAAAAAGCUUUUUGAUGAAAUGCAAGCCAAGGGGAUAGUUCCAGAUGGACCUGUUUUCACAGCUUUGAUUGAUGGAUACUCAAAACAUGGAAACUUUGAGGAAGUAUUCAACUUAACCAGCAAAAUGACCAGUUCUGGUUUGCAGCUGGAUUUGUAUGCUUAUACUUCUUUGUUACAGGCUUAUUUUAGAGCAGGGAAUGCUGAAAGAGCCCUUUAUCUGUUUCAUGAACUGCAUAACUUGGGAAUCGUUCCAACACUGGUGACUUACACUGUGUUGAUAGACGGUAUGUGUAAAUCUGGAUUGGUUCAGGAAGCAGUCGACCAAUUUCGUACGAUGGAUGGUUCUGGUUUGUCCCCAAAUGUUGUCAUAUAUACAGCUUUAAUUGAUGGUCUUUGUAAAAGCAACUGCUUGGUGAUGGCUAGAGAACUUUUUGAUGAAAUGCAAGCUAAGGGUUUGAUUCCAGAUGUUGCUGCUUUUACAGCUUUGAUCUCUGGCAAUUUGAAGCUUGGUAGCAUUGAGGAAGCAUUUAAGCUAAAGAACGAGAUGAUUGAUAUGGGUUUGGAGCUUGAUUUGCAGGCUUACACUUGUUUGGUUCAGGUGCUUGCUGAUUUUGGUCAACUUGAAGAAGCAAGAAUUUUAUUUGAUCAGAUGAUCAUGAAGGGUAUACGUCCUGACAAAGUGAUUUAUGGGGUACUAGUGAAAAGAUACUGUGACAAUGGAAACGCUGACGAGGCUAUAAAAUUACAAAAUGAAAUGACCAGGAGUGGUCUAUUGACUGGAGAUAAUAAUCUUGUUGCCUAUGGUGCACAAUCACAGUUGUGAUGACGUUAUCCUAGCUUCACCAUUUUUGUGGGAUGUUUUUCCUUGUUUGAAAAUUCCUAAAAUCCCUAGAAUUGCGGUGAAUAAGUCAGGUCGACCAAUAUGUGCUCAUUCAUGGUGCUUCACAUGAACCUUGGAUGCCGAUAAGAUUUCAGAUCUCUUGUUGUUCAUAGAGAAAGUUUCAUGAUUGAGCUGGUUCAAUAUGACAUUGACGAACAACAAGAUUGGUGAUGCAAUUCUCACUUAUGAAGGAGAGGAGCUAGUUCCAAUCAUUUAUGUGCCUAUGGUUAUCUAAUAAGGAUGGUGAUUCGUAACGAAAUCGAUGACAGCUGUGAACUUGACUAGUUUCACCUGCUGUCAGCGCUUAACUUCCAAUUUGGUCGAAGAAGUUGCUGCAGAGUGAUAUGGAAUGACUCAAAUUGACUCAUAUUACUAGUGUUCAAAGGAAAUUUGGCCAUUCAAUCCUUUUAACUUUCAAGUUCCCUUAUGAGCUCUAGGACUGCUAAAAUAUUCUACGCAUACUUGGACAAGAUGUCAAUUAAGGAAAUCAUAUAAGGAGCUUCAAGGCAUAAUAUGAGAUCCUUCCAGAUUAUCAGAGCAGAGACUUGUACUGCUGACGGAGACAGUGAGUUAUUUCCCCGUUGGUAUACCUACGCUGCUCAUCUUUCUUUCCACGCUACAUCCAGGACAAAGUGAUGUGACAUCACUUGCCUAGGUGCUUUCAUUUCAUCCACGUUCAUCGGAGUGCUUUCUGAGCUCACCGAUGAAAGGCUGUGAGAUCGGGUUGGAUGGAUCAGCUGUGGAUUGUGGAAGACAGAAAAUCAAGUACAGAAUUGACAAGUAGAGACUACAGCAAAAUCAAUUGUGUAUGGAUUCUGCCGUUGGCAAGUUCUGAGGAUGUCCUGAUGUGCAUGGCCUUAUUUGUGACCAUGAGCGUCAAUAGCUGCCCAUAGAUCUGAGAAUGUCAUAGUGGCAUUGCUUUAUGUUUCUUUAAGCAUUCAACUGUUAUGUUGCCAUAAAUUUAAAUUAAGAAGGCAUUGUGUCUCAGAUCUCAAUGAAAUGUGUAUGUCUUUAUUGAUUUGCAA
Molecule: messenger RNA, 4073 nt
Organism: Spinacia oleracea (spinach)
Lineage: Eukaryota; Viridiplantae; Streptophyta; Magnoliopsida; Caryophyllales; Amaranthaceae
Product: putative pentatricopeptide repeat-containing protein At2g02150
Exons: 7
Coding region: 259-2991 (910 amino acids)
Molecular function (GO): protein binding
Source: RefSeq, a predicted model, not a curated record